This is a messenger RNA of Capronia coronata CBS 617.96, 786 nucleotides long. RefSeq lists its product as uncharacterized. NCBI's taxonomy places the organism in Eukaryota, Fungi, Ascomycota, Eurotiomycetes, Chaetothyriales, Herpotrichiellaceae. Gene Ontology annotation, molecular function: guanyl-nucleotide exchange factor activity; small GTPase binding. Bases 1 to 786 code for a protein of 261 amino acids. Gene Ontology annotation, biological process: protein import into nucleus. The transcript is spliced from 2 exons. The record is from RefSeq and is a predicted model, not a curated record. Gene Ontology annotation, cellular component: nucleus.
AUGGCGACUACCUACGGCAUUCGAGACCUCUACGGAGGCGCCAUGACGGUGGAGCUACCGGUAGACCUCAUUGAUUCCAGCGACCUUCGCCAGAUCCCAGACCAUCAAGAAGUUUUUCUCUCCCCGACGACGUUGACGUCGCUCAUCUUCGAGAUCAACGACUAUGCCGACGGCGGCCACCUGGACUAUCCCACCACAACGACGACCACGACGACCAGACCGGACGGCACUACGACGACCACGACGACGACCGUUGUGAACGGCACUUCCACUUCUGUUUCUGUUCCUGCUUCUAUUCCUGUUUCCGGAGACCAAGCAGAAACAGAGACACAGACAGCGCAGAACGAUGCAGAAGCCGCCAAAUUCCAUUUCACAGACGUCAUCUCGCCCCCGGACACGCUGGCUUCACCGCUCCCGACGCCGCAGAGAGUCACGCUGCAAAGGCCCAGCUUGGCUGCAUAUCCGGCAUAUAUCGUCACAGGCAAUAUCAGGAGCCACGAUCAAUCUCGCCGAGCGGAACCUCCGACGGCAGCGACAGCGACAGCGGCAACUUCAGCAUCAUUAUCGUCAUCGACAGCGAACCAGCUCCAGUCACUCGUGCAUCAGAUCCAGCUCCUCAUCCGUAUGGAGGAUUAUGCCACCGACCUGUGUGUUCGGGUCAAUGUGCCUUUGAAGGAGCUCGUCGACAAUAACGAAGUUGCUGCCGAGGCAGCGUUUGCCAGAGAUCUGAUCGCCAGUGUGGUUGCGACUCUUGACGUUGUGGACUUUGGCCUUUUCGGGAAUUGA